This is a messenger RNA of Antechinus flavipes (yellow-footed antechinus), 2621 nucleotides long. It is a transcript of the gene SIGLECL1, whose product is annotated as SIGLEC family like 1. Bases 148 to 1884 code for a protein of 578 amino acids. The record is from RefSeq and is a predicted model, not a curated record. The transcript is spliced from 9 exons. Lineage: Eukaryota; Metazoa; Chordata; Mammalia; Dasyuromorphia; Dasyuridae.
GAAUUUGAGUCUGAGACAACUGAGCCUGAUGCAGCAGUCACUGAGACCGCUCCUCCUUGGUUCCCAGAAUUGUGAGCUUCCUUUCCUUCUUCUUCCAAUGGCUUCCUUAGAUCUUUCCUUCUGAACAGACAGACUGACGUUUUCCAGAUGCCGGGGCUGGAGGAAGUCCCAGGAUGGAGCCUGGAUUCCUCCCCCAGUCUUGCUUCUUCAGGAAUGCUUCUAUGUCUGCUCUUGCUGCCUGUUGUCUGGGGGGAGAAGCUCCAACAAGAAGCAGCAUUCAGUCUGAAUGUGCCCGAAACAGUGACCGUUCAGGAGUAUCUGUGUGUACAAAUUCCUUGUAACUUCUCCUUCCAUGGAAAGAACAAACCCAACAACAUCUUUUUCUCUUGGUUUUGGAACAAAAAAAAAUCAACCAACCUAGUGGCCACCAAUAAUUCCCAACGGAACGUAUCUGUAAAUUUUAGAAAUCGUUUCAAGAUUGGAAAUUUCUCGAACCAUAAUUGCUCUCUGAUCAUCAGGAAUGCUCAGAAAUUUGACGCAGGAAAUUAUAUAAUCAGUGUAGACAGAGGAAAAUCAAAACCUGACUUUGAAAAGAAGGUGUUUGUCAAUGUGUCAGAUCUGACACAGAAACCAGAUAUCCAAGUCCCGAAGACCCUGAAAUCUGGGGACCAAGAGACCCUGAUUUGCAAGAUGCCAGAAGUCUGUGUGGAUAGUUCCCACACAUUUCUCUGGAUAGGGUCUGCCCUCUCCUCCCAGAAUCCUGCCGCCAGGAUCCUAACCUCUUCAAAGCUCUCUUUCAUUCCCAAACCCCAGGACCAUGGGACCAACAUCACCUGUCGAGUAACCUUCAAGAGAUCUUGUCUGACUUCAGAGAGGACUGUGCAACUCAGGGUUAUCUAUCCUCCUGAGACUCCAACCAUUCAGGUUCACCAAGGAAAGUGGACAGUCCUAAAGUUUCUGAAAAAUGAGUCAUAUCUGCCAGUCUUGGAAGGGCAGUCCCUGAGUCUGAGCUGUACCACUGACAGUUACCCAGCCGUCUCUCUGAAUUGGACUAAGGGGAAGCAAAUUCUGACCUCCUCUCAGCUUUCAGCGGCUGGGCUUGUGAGCCUGCAACUUCCUCAGGUAGGGCCAGGUGACUCUGGAGAGUACAUUUGCCAGACUGAGGACCCACUGGAAUCCAAGAAGGCAUCCUUGGUGAUCUCCGUGCAGUACCCUCCAAAGGUACUCAACUCUUCUUGUUCCUGGACUGAGGAGGGCUUGCUCUGUACUUGCUCUGUCCAAGCUGAGCCAACUCCUUCCCUGUACUGGUGGUUGGGGGACAACCCCAUCCAGGGAAACAGCAGCAACAACACCUUCCAGAUGGUGUCUACUACUUCAGGGUGCUGGACCAACAGCAGCCUGAGCUUGAGGCAAAAACCAGAUCCUGCCUUCAGCCUCCGCUGUGAAGGGAAAAACCAUCAUGGGACCCAGAGUCUCAGCAUCCUGCUGGUUCCAGACAGAACUACUCCAGACACUGAAAUGAACAUAAAAACAUACAUCCUGGGAAUUUCCUGUGGGGCUUUUGUCAUUGGCUUCUUAUCUUUUUGCCUCCUUAUUUUACUGAAGAUCCGUAAGAGGAAGUCAACAGCGAUGAGGACCAAAGCAUCUAAAACUGAAAUCAAUGUGGGUGAUAAGCAUCUUCCCUCAGAGGCCAUCCCCUUGAAUCCAGAUAGGAUACUGAGAUCAAAACAAGCCCUGAGACCAGUAUCCCACAGAAUAGCAAGCCCCACCUCUGAGGAGGACCCAGAGCUGCAUUAUGCCUGCCUCAGCUUCCAGAACCCGAAAACUCCCAGUCCCCAGCAGUCCACAUAUACUGGCACCGAGUAUGCUGAGAUCAAGUUUUAAGAAUGGGCUUUGUGAGGAAGAACAAGAUGCAUGUAUAGUUACUGAAGGAAAAACCAGGUGUGGUGCGAAUAGAACCUUAUUUUAACCACUCCAUGAGGUUAUUUUUUAAAAACAGAAGACAGAAUAACAUUCUAUAGACUCUCAUAGUUGGGAGGGUUUUAGGAACACAGAAUAUCAGAACUGAAGCACAACUUAAAAUACAGACUUUCUGAGAUGGAAGAGAAGUUAAACACAAAACAUCAGAGAUGGGAGGAACCUUAGAACAUAGUUUCAAGAAUGGAAGGGAAAUUAGGGUGGGAAGCAUCUUAGAACACAGAUUGUCAGAAAUGCAAGGAGCCUUAGAACACAGAAUUUCAGAUUGGGAAGCAACUCGGAAUACAGACUGUCAGGGAUAGAUAGAAACCUUCUUCAAGAGUAAUUUGGACCUACGAAAGAGUUUAGAGGUCAACAAAGUCAAAUUAUUAUCAGGCUGGAAGAUACGACUAUCUAGCCAGCUGUAUGAGUUUAGGCAAAUCUACUACUGUUCUCUAAGUCUCAAUUUUCCCAUCCUUAAGGAGUCAGGUUAGAUAAUCUUUAUGGCUCCUACCAGCUCUGAAGUUCAAUACUCUUUGUUUUUGGGAAGCUUGAGCGGGAGGGGGGGGGGUGUUUCCAAGACAGAUGUACUUUUAAAAACUAACCUUUCAUUGAAAUGUACAUAUAGUUUCAUAAAUAAAAAAUAUGAGAAAAUGAAACAUAAA